GUCAAAGGUCGACCCGCCCACUGUAACUAAGGUGUCAACGUUCGAAAUCUCCUUUCGUACACCAAGUUCAGCCAAAAAAAACCUUCACUAAUACCCAUCCACGUGUUAAUGCUUCGCUGUUAAUAAUUGAAGACAACCACCCUCGACACCCUCCGCUUCCAUUUUACCCAAAUUUUUUCAAUUUCUGCAUCUCACCGCCAACAGUUUUUGCAGUUGGCUUCGCCGGAGAAACCAAGGAAGAAGAACCUUUCAAUGUGACUGCGGCUCAUUACUCAUUUCCCUUUCGAUACGCAGUCGUUUCUGCGGUUGCUCCGUUGCUAGCCAACUUCCUUCUCUCUCACAUUUAUCCAUCGACCAAUACAUUUAUUCUUGUGCAUGAUAUUAUGCCUUUGUAGUGUGAUGGCGGAAGAGAGUAUGGUUGCCGGAAUGUAUAUUCACGGCGACCUUGAUUUGAAGAUCAUUGAAGCUCGACGUUUACCUAAUAUGGAUUUGUUAACAGAACGUAUUCGACGUUGUUUAUUAGCCUUCGACAACUGCCGGAAGCCUUGCCUUGAAGAAACCAAGCACGAGCCUCCACAUAGAAUCAUCACCAGUGACCCUUAUGUUACGGUUUGUCUCGCGGGAGCCACGGUGGCUCGCACGCGCGUCAUUUCUAACACGCAAAAUCCUUUCUGGAACGAGCAUUUCAAGAUUCCGGUCGCUCAUCCGGCCGAUCACGUGGAGUUUCACGUCAAAGAUAACGACGUGUUUGGUGCCGAUUUGAUUGGAAUAGCUAGUGUUCCGGUUGAAAAGUUGAUUUCGGGCGAAACGAUCAGCGAAUGGUUAUCGAUAAUCGGUCCUUACGGAAAACCGCCAAAACCGGAUUCCGCAAUUCGUAUUGAAAUGAAUUUCAUGCAAUGCCAGGAGAAUCCAUUAUAUCAAUACGGCAUUGCCGCGAGUCCGAAUAAUUUCGGCAUUGAAAAUUGUUAUUUUCCUGUGAGACGGGGCAGUUCCGUUACCCUUUAUCAGGACGCACACGUGCCGGACUCUUUUUCGCCUGAGAUUAAAUUGGAGAACGGUGACGUUUUUAAGCACGAUACUUGCUGGGAGGAUAUUUGUCACGCAAUACUAGAGGCGCACCAUCUGGUGUAUAUAGUGGGUUGGUCGAUUUAUCAUAAGGUGAAAUUAGUGAGAGAGCCCACAAGGCCAUUGCCUAGCGGUGGGAAUUUGAAUUUGGGGGACUUGCUUAAGUACAAAUCGCAAGAAGGGGUUAGAGUUCUGAUGCUGGUUUGGGACGAUAAGACUUCUCAUAGCAAGUUCUUUAUCAAUACGUCUGGAGUGAUGCAAACGCAUGAUGAGGAAACGCGCAAGUUUUUCAAGCAUUCUUCUGUUAAUUGCGUGUUAUCCCCGCGUUAUGCCAGCAGUAAGCUUAGCAUUUUCAAGCAACAGGUUGUUGGGACCCUCUUUACGCAUCACCAGAAAUGUGUGAUUGUUGAUUCGCAAGCAUCUGGAAAUAACCGGAAGAUAACUGCCUUUAUAGGAGGUCUAGAUCUCUGUGAUGGCCGCUAUGAUACACCAGAACAUCGGUUGUUUCGGGAUCUUGACACUGUGUUUCAGGACGAUUUUCAUAAUCCAACUUUUUCUGCAGGAAGCAAGGGUCCACGACAACCGUGGCAUGAUUGGCAUUGCAAAAUUGAAGGACCUGCUGCGUAUGAUAUUCUUACAAACUUUGAGCAGCGGUGGAAAAAAGCCUCAAAAUGGUCAGAGUUUGGACGGCGUUUUAAAAGGGUAACUCAUUGGCAUGAUGAUUCUUUGAUAAGAUUGGAACGGAUCUCAUGGAUACUUAGUCCUGCGCCUUCAAUUCCAAAUGACGAUCUUAAAUUAUGGGUGACCACCUCAGAUGACCCUGAAAACUGGCAUGUUCAGGUUUUCCGGUCCAUAGAUUCAGGAUCUUUGAAAGGGUUUCCUAAAGAUGUUUUUAAUGCUGAGGCUCAGAAUCUUGUUUGUGCUAAGAAUCUGGUGAUUGAUAAAAGCAUUCAAACAGCAUACAUUCAGGCUAUCAGAUCUGCCCAACACUUUAUAUAUAUUGAGAAUCAAUAUUUCAUUGGAUCAUCAUAUGCUUGGCCAUCUUACAAAGAAGCAGGGGCUGAUAAUCUAAUUCCUAUGGAGUUGGCAUUGAAGAUUGCUAGUAAAAUCAGAGCAAAGGAGAGAUUUGCUGUUUAUGUUGUCAUACCAAUGUGGCCUGAGGGUGUUCCCACAUCUGUCUCUGUGCAAGAAAUUCUCUUUUGGCAGGGACAGACAAUGCAAAUGAUGUAUGAACUCAUAGCAAAUGAAUUGAAAUCAAUGAAUCUUCAGGAUUCGCAUCCACGAGAGUACCUAAAUUUUUAUUGUCUUGGCAACAGGGAAGAACUUCCGAAAGAUUUGACAGAUUUAAGUGAUAAAUCUCCCAGUUCUGGAGAAGCGGCAGCCUCUCAAAAAUAUCAACGAUUUAUGAUUUAUGUACAUGCCAAGGGAAUGAUUGUCGAUGAUGAAUAUGUAAUAUUGGGGUCUGCAAAUAUAAAUCAACGGUCUUUGGCUGGUUCAAGAGAUACUGAGAUAGCAAUGGGUGCAUACCAACCCAAUUACACUUGGGGCAAAAAGUACAAACACCCACGAGGCCAGGUAUAUGGAUACAGAAUGUCACUUUGGGCAGAACAUUUGGGAUUAGUUGAUAGCUUAUUUGAAGAGCCUGAAACUUUAGAUUGUGUAAAGACUGUGAACAAGAUUGCAGAAGAUAACUGGAGGAGGUUCACAGACGAGGAAUUUUCAUUAUUGCAGGGACACCUUCUUCAAUACCCUUUGGAGGUAGAUAUAAAUGGAAAAGUAAGCGCUUUGCCUGGACAUGAGAAUUUCCCGGAUGUCGGUGGGAAGGUCCUUGGAGCACGCACAACCCUUCCUGACGCGUUAACUACAUAACAAAUUCAGGUUUUCCUCUUUUGACUGUUACAAGAGGCCUAUUUUUUAUGCUGGUACGAAGCUCGUCGAGUCUUAAAUUCAACUUACUCGGUGUGGUACUGAAUAUGCCGAUUUGGAAUAUAGAAUAUACUGCAAUUGUUCUCUCUCAAAUUUGAUUUGAUUUGAAGAAUGGUGGGCAUAUAGAGUUCAGAAUUAAGGGGUUCGACGUCUAAAUUUGGCCAACAGAAGGAGCUUCAUUUAUAAAUUUCUUUUUUUCCUCUUUAAUUUAGCUAGAUUUUUUGCACUACAUUAUUAUAACUAAUAGAAAAACAGUUGUAAAGAAAAAGGCUCUCCAACGAUACUCAGAAUAGAUAAGACUUAACAAAUCUACAAUGUCAAUUUUUUAAAAAUGAAAAUGACAAGGAAUUAUGCAAAUAGGGUUCACCUCAUACAUUACCUCAUAGUCUCCACCUUUAAAUUAAGAUUUUCAUGAACUCUGCUACCGCACCCAAAAAA
Molecule: messenger RNA, 3429 nt
Organism: Jatropha curcas
Lineage: Eukaryota; Viridiplantae; Streptophyta; Magnoliopsida; Malpighiales; Euphorbiaceae
Product: phospholipase D delta
Biological process (GO): phosphatidylcholine metabolic process; phospholipid catabolic process
Cellular component (GO): plasma membrane
Molecular function (GO): calcium ion binding; D-type glycerophospholipase activity
Source: RefSeq, a predicted model, not a curated record